AUGCAGCUGAGCCACUGGACAGCGCUGUUGGCGCUCGCCACAAAUGCCGUCCUCUCUGCAAGUCUUCCAAUCCGCAUAAUCACCUUCAACAUCCGCUACGCGGCAACUUCGCUCGAAACAAACGAGAAGCCAUGGUGGACGCUCUUCUGCUUCAUUUGGGAUGACCAAUGUCGCCAACCCCAUGUUAUCGACCUCCUGAGCGAAACAGCAGCGAACGCUCCCACCGGCGCUGCCACGAUCAUUGCCAUGCAGGAGGUCUUGGACAACCAACUGAGCGACAUCAAGAGCGGAUUAGGGUCUUCAUGGGCGCACAUCGGCGUAGCUCGGGAUGAUGGGGAAGACAGCGGAGAGUACAGCCCUAUUCUGUACCGCACCGACGUCCUGAAGUUGCUGUACUCUGAAACAAAGUGGCUUUCUCCGACGCCAGACACUGUCUCAUACGGUUGGGGUGCUGGUAGCCGGAGGAUUGUCACGAUUGGCGUCUUUGAGCAUAUCGCCACUGGAAAACGGUUCAUCCAUGCGAAUACCCAUCUCGACAACGUCAGUUCAGAAGCUCGCAGCGAGGGAAUCAAGGUCGUGGUGGCGAGGAUCCAGGCCGUGCAGUCUAGCUGGGGUCCCCUAGGUGUCACGUUAACGGGCGACUUCAACUCGGACCCCAACGGAGAUGCUUAUAGCACCCUGACCGGCCUUGCGUACGUGGAGGACCUGUGGAAUAUUGCCACGCAUGUCGGCGCGAACCAGUUGACGUAUACGGGGUUUACAGCUACAGGGAUUAGUCGCAUUGAUUUCAUCUGGCUCGGCCCGAAAGGCAGCAAUCUAUACUCGACGCAACAGGUGGAGAUUUUGAACAAUAAUGUGGAUGAGAUGUUUAUCAGUGACCACAGGCCUGUGGUGGGAGAUAUAACUCUUCUUUAA
Pseudomassariella vexata is the source of this 915-nucleotide messenger RNA. RefSeq names its product endonuclease/Exonuclease/phosphatase. The transcript has a single exon. The coding region runs from base 1 to 915 and encodes 304 amino acids. The record is from RefSeq and is a predicted model, not a curated record. Lineage: Eukaryota; Fungi; Ascomycota; Sordariomycetes; Amphisphaeriales; Pseudomassariaceae. Gene Ontology annotation, molecular function: 3'-5'-RNA exonuclease activity.